CGUCUUCUUCUCUUUCCCUUCCUCUUCCUCUCUCAUUCCUCUAUCCAACUCUGUCCCAUCUUUACCUCUUUUCCCCUCCACCGUCUCCAUACAGCCAAUCCUUCACAAUGGCCUCCUACGCCCUGUCGCAGUCCCACCGGGAGCAAAUGGAGAAGACUCUCGUUGAGAGCGAUCCCGAGAUCGCCCAGAUCAUGGAGAAAGAAAUCCAACGUCAGCGUGAAUCCGUGGUCUUGAUUGCCUCCGAGAACUUCACCUCCCACGCCGUCUUCGACGCUUUGGGUUCUCCCAUGUGUAACAAGUACUCCGAGGGCUACCCCGGUGCUCGUUACUAUGGUGGCAACCAGCACAUCGACGCCAUUGAGCUCACUUGCCAGGCUCGUGCUCUCAAGGCCUUCAACCUCGACUCCGCCAAGUGGGGUGUGAACGUCCAGUGCCUGAGCGGCAGCCCUGCCAACCUGCAGGUCUACCAGGCCCUCAUGCGCCCCCAUGAUCGUCUCAUGGGUCUGGAUCUCCCCCACGGUGGCCAUCUGAGCCACGGUUAUCAGACUCCCUCCAAGAAGAUCUCCGCCGUCUCCACCUACUUCGAGACUUUCCCCUACCGUGUCAACCUUGAGACUGGUAUCAUCGACUACGACACUCUGGAGAAGAACGCUGAGAUGUACCGCCCCAAGUGCCUGGUUGCCGGUACCUCUGCCUACUGCCGUCUGAUCGACUACAAGCGCAUGCGCGAGAUCGCCGACAAGGUCGGCGCUUAUCUCAUUGUCGACAUGGCUCACAUCUCUGGUCUGAUUGCUGCUGGCGUCAUCCCCUCGCCCUUCGAGUAUGCCGAUGUUGUCACCACCACCACCCACAAGUCUCUGCGUGGCCCCCGUGGUGCCAUGAUCUUCUUCCGCAAGGGCGUGCGCAGCACCGACCCCAAGUCCGGCAAGGACAUCAUGUACGACCUGGAGGGUCCCAUCAACUUCUCCGUCUUCCCCGGCCACCAGGGUGGUCCCCACAACCACACCAUCACUGCCCUCGCGGUUGCCCUCAAGCAGGCUGCCACCCCCGAGUUUAAGCAGUACCAGGAGCAGGUGCUCAAGAACGCCAAGGCCCUGGAGGAGGAGUUCAAGACCCUGGGCUACAAGCUCGUGUCCGACGGCACUGACAGCCACAUGGUUCUGCUGAGCCUCCGCGACAAGGCCCUGGACGGCGCUCGUGUCGAGGCCGUUCUGGAGCAGAUCAACAUCGCCUGCAACAAGAACUCCAUCCCCGGUGACAAGUCGGCUCUGACCCCCGGCGGUAUCCGUAUCGGUGCCCCUGCCAUGUCCUCUCGUGGCAUGGGUGAGGAGGACUUCAAGCGCAUCGCUCGCUACAUCGACCAGACCGUCAAGCUCUGCAAGAAGAUCCAGAGCGAGCUCCCCAAGGAGGCCAACAAGCAGAAGGACUUCAAGGCCAAGGUUGCCUCGGAGACUGUUCCCGAGAUCCUGGAGCUGCGCAAGGAGGUUGCCGCCUGGGCCAGCACCUACCCUCUGCCCGUUUAGAUGGGUCUGAGCUGUAACUGUUUUCUUAUGUUCCUUUCAAUUUAUCUCUUUUUCCUUUUGUUUUUCUUUGUUGAUUUGAGUUCAACAUCAUGCGAGUACCAAAAUGGAUUGUUGGGUUGCGUUUUUAAGGGGUUUAUACAGGUCUGAUUUUUCAACAUGGGACAUGGAUAUGCAUCAGCAUGAACUAUAGCACUGGGAUGGUUUCUUCAACACAUUUCUUCAACAGGACACACCAGGGCUCACGUGGCUUUUGGUUAUUACCCUCAAACAACCUUGAGGUAGUUAGAACAAUUAAUGAUUCAUGAUUAUUCAUGAUUUG
This is a messenger RNA of Aspergillus campestris IBT 28561, 1842 nucleotides long. RefSeq names its product glycine hydroxymethyltransferase SHM2. The coding region runs from base 108 to 1523 and encodes 471 amino acids. Gene Ontology annotation, cellular component: cytoplasm. The record is from RefSeq and is a predicted model, not a curated record. The transcript is spliced from 4 exons. Gene Ontology annotation, biological process: L-serine catabolic process; tetrahydrofolate interconversion; folic acid metabolic process. Gene Ontology annotation, molecular function: serine binding; pyridoxal phosphate binding; zinc ion binding. NCBI's taxonomy places the organism in Eukaryota, Fungi, Ascomycota, Eurotiomycetes, Eurotiales, Aspergillaceae.